Lingula anatina is the source of this 1173-nucleotide messenger RNA. Its product is annotated as sperm-associated antigen 8. Gene Ontology annotation, cellular component: cytoplasm; nucleus. NCBI's taxonomy places the organism in Eukaryota, Metazoa, Brachiopoda, Lingulata, Lingulida, Lingulidae. The record is from RefSeq and is a predicted model, not a curated record. Gene Ontology annotation, biological process: positive regulation of transcription by RNA polymerase II. Gene Ontology annotation, molecular function: microtubule binding.
GUGCCGCCAUAUUGUUAUAAAUAUUAGUAGGCUUUAUUUAGCAUACAGGGUAUUAUUUUCACAUUAAAUGGAAAGAAGUUAAUAUCAUUCUUAAAAUUAUAUCAGAUAUGUCGACCUUAAAUCAAGGAAGAAAUGAGAUAAGAUUUAAUAACUCGGGGGGUCGCUGUUUACUAGAAAAUUGGGUCGAAGAGAGAAAUGUAGCCCAUUUAGACCCUGCUGGUGGCGGUGCAGAUGUCACAAGUUUAGCACAAGUAUUCAAACAUGGUCAUAAUGGGGUGCUUUCUACAGAGUUUGAUGCCAAAGCAGAAAACCUUACCACUGUACGAGAGUCAUACAGGCCACCAACCAAACCAGGAGUCAGACAAGUUGGAAAGAAACAUGAACUAUUAGAACAAAUGUUUUUUGAACAAGUGAGCAAAGAGGUCCAUGAAGAUUUCAACCCACCUCCUCCGCAGCCUGAUUAUCUGUCAGUGACAACAAAGGAUUUUUCUAAGGAAUUUGAAUCUAUAAAACCAGCACCUACACAGCCACAUGACUUGACCAGAGAACAGCCAGUGACAUUCUGGACAGAACAUGUAGACAAACUUCAUGGAGUAUCACAAAUCAAAACAAAAGACACACCAUUUAGGAAAAAUGCAGCUUUUAGUAAGCCUAUUGACGAAUACAUGGACCAGCCACAGCCAUAUGAACUAGAAAACUAUCCAAAGAUGUGAAAAUUCUUUGUCAGACUGAAGUGACCAGGAUUACCAAAAAUAAUUUUAUGGCAUCAUAAAUAUGGAACAUGGACAGAGAUGAUAUCAGAUGAUGACAAUCCUAUUUUAGUUUGUCAUAAAAAUAUUUCUAAGUUGGUUUCUGCAUAUUGUAUUUUGUUAUCUACAAUGAGAGGCGGUUAAAGAUUUAUUCACUGAAUGCUUUUUGAAACUUUUUUGUAUGCAACUUGUACUGUAACAGUAUCCAGAUAAACUAAAAGCUAUCAAAGCAAUGGAGUGCAUUAAUUUUAACGGGCAUUUAUGUCUAUGUGAUUCAAAUAUUUUGUGACAGGCUCAACUUUAGGCUGUGUAUUGCAUAACCUGUAACUUUUUUUGCCUGUCAAGCAUGUAUGAAUGAAUUAUUUAUUGAUGGACACAAGAAAUAUAUAUACAACUAUUUUUUCAAUAUAAACAUUUUCUUUCA